Molecule: messenger RNA, 1329 nt
Organism: Sardina pilchardus (European sardine)
Lineage: Eukaryota; Metazoa; Chordata; Actinopteri; Clupeiformes; Clupeidae
Product: ribosome-binding protein 1-like
Exons: 5
Coding region: 211-1329 (372 amino acids)
Biological process (GO): protein transport
Cellular component (GO): endoplasmic reticulum membrane
Source: RefSeq, a predicted model, not a curated record
GGCGUUGUGCCAGCUCACAGAAAGUGCCACGACUCCACAGACCACGGAUACAGGGAGACAUCGAGACAGAGCCUGAGCCUUGGGAUAGCCACAUAUUUCACUUUGGAUGAGAAAAAUAUUUUAAACAUCGCUGGAGCUUUUCUGUUUUCCUGGUAGGACUGACGUGUGCAGAAAAUCUAAAAGGCAUUAUUGGACAUUGAAGUGGCAGUGAUGGACAUCUACGACCCCCAGACGCUCGGCAUCAUGGUCUUCAGCGGGUUCAUGCUGAUCUCGGCCAUCGGCAUCGCGCUGGUCUCCACCUUCUCCAUGAAGGAGACGUCGUACGAGGAGGCGCUGGCCAAGCAGCGGCAGGAGCUCAGCCGGACGCAGCCGCAGCAGCGCGCCGACAAGAAGAAGAAGGACAAGGCGCUGGACAAGCGGAGCCGCGGGAAGAAGAAGGACGACAAGCCCAACGGGAAGCUCCCCGACACGGACACCACCGCGACCCCCGACCUGAGCGAGGCCGAGACGCCCGCCGAACCCCCGACUCCCGAGCCCGUGGUGGUGCCGGCGGCCCCGGUCCCUGCGCCCACCCCUGCCCCCGUGGUCGCCGCCGCUGCCCCUGCUCCGACCCUGUCGGCCGCGCCCCCCCCCCGCUCUGCUCCAGUGGAGGCCCCCGCCGCCCCCUCCCCCAAGGACAAGCGGAAGAAGGAGAAGAAGGUGGCCAAGGUGGAGCCGGCCCAAACCCAGCAGGCCGCCGCGCUUAAGCCCGCGCCCGCACCCGCCAAGCCCGAGGUCGUGGUCAAAGAGGUGCCCGUGAUGGCAGUGCCCCCAGUGGGCGCCCAGAAAAGCGCCCCUCCGGCUGUCGCCGCGCCCGUCAAAGCUGAAGAGCCUAAAGCUGAGGCCCCGUCCAAGAAGAAGGGAGGGGCCAAGAAGAAGGCGGAGCCAGUUGCUGCGGCAACAGAUGCGGUGGACGGCGCGCUGUACCUGCCCUACAAGGCGCUGGUGUCGUCGGUGAAGAGCAUGAUGUUCAGUGAGGCCGAGGCCCAGCAGCUCAUCGAGAUCCUGAGCGAGAAGGCCGGAGUUGGAACCUGGCACACGGCCACUCAGAAGGGCGACCCGGUGGCGGUGCUGAAGAAGCAGCUGGAGGAACGUGAGAAGCAGCUGACCACCGAGCAGCAGGACGCCACGGCCGCCAAGAACCGCCUCCGGGAGAUGACCAAGAAAAUGGCAAGCUGGACAUCAGGGCCGCUGGUUUUGGAGUGCGCUCUGAUUGGAUGGACCUCAACGAUCUCUGCCAGCGCGUCGGUCUACAACUCUCCUGGCUUAGAACAGACGGAGCAGCGGUAG